AUGACCGUUCAACGCACAACAUCCCACGCCAGUUCAAUUGAGAAAGAAGCAGCUACCCACCUCGAAAACGAUGCAGUAUCCGAUGAGUAUCUCUCUCUCUUCCCCCUCCUGGCGAACAAAAGCCUUGAGGAGCGCCAGCAAAUCGAAAAGAAGCUCAAGCGCAAGCUCGAUUGGGUUUUCUUGCCGGUCGUCACACUCAUGCUACUUAUGGGCUACCUUGAUCGCAUCAACGUAGCCAAUGCGCGGUUGGCAGGUAUGCAGGAGGACUUGCACAUGUCUGAUACUAUGUGGUCUGCUGGAAUAUCUCUGUUCUACGUUGGCUAUAUUGUCACUCAACUUCCUGCUACUGUCUACCUUGCCAAAGGUCUUCCGCGAUGGCAGAUGCCUGCCUAUGUUAUUGCUUGGUCUGUUGUUACAGCUUGUAUGGCUGCUAUGACUAGUGGAUGGUCUUUCUUGGUAUGCCGAUUUAUGGUCGGUGUUGCUGAGGGUCCUUUCCUUCCCAUGGUUAGCUUGAUGACUUCCUCUUGGUAUACCAAAGAGGAGGCUCCUCUGAGGAUGGCCAUCUGGCAUGCUGGUAACAUCGCUUCCAAUAUCUUCUCCGGUCUGCUUGCGGCUGGUGUCUUGGAGAAUAUGAACGGUGUUGCUGGUAUGCGUGCUUGGCAAUGGUUCGUUAUCUUGGAAGGUAUCGUUGGACUCUUCGUCGCUGCUAUGGGAUUUUGGUGCAUUCCCAACUUCCCUCACAACACCGGCACAUACUUCAUGACACCCGAGAUGUCCGAGAUGGCCCAAUAUCGAAUGGUUGUCUCAUCAGGCGGUCGAUCCGAGGAUGAUGAAGGUGGUGCCUGGGAAGGUGUCAAGCUUGCUUGUCAAGACCCAUUCACCUGGAUUUACACGGUUCUUCACUUUGGUCUCAUCGUCGCCCUUUCAUUCAAGGACUUCUUCCCAUCGAUUGUCAAGACCCUCGGAUAUUCGAACCUAAUGACCUAUCUCAUCCAGGCACCACCAUACAUCUUUGCUUACAUCGCCACCUGUGCGAUCUCUUGGUCCUCAGGAAGAUACAUGGAGCAUUGCUGGCAUAUCAUCGGCAGCACAGUUGCUUGCAUCGUUGGCGUCGUCAUCAUGAUUUCCACACUGAACCCAGGUGCCCGAUACUUUGGCAUGUUUCUGUUGUGUGCCGGACCUUUUGUCGGCCUGAACAUCCACAUUCCUUGGGAAACUACCAACGUGGCCCGCCCUCGCACAAAGCGUGGCGCUCUAGUGGCUAUCACCAAUUGCAUCGCGUCGGUCUCGCAUUGGUUCACGCCAUACUUUUUCCUUCGCUCCCAAGAGCCCCGCUACCAAAAUGGUGGCAUUCUGAUCAUUGCAGGCUGUGUCAUGGGCAUCAUCGGCUGCCUGGUGUGCAAAUGGUAUGUCAAGAAACUCAACAAGAAGAUGGAAGAGCACGAGGUCCGCUGUGAAGCCGACGGUGAAUCAAACACUUGCAUAACAUGCAAGGCUGCAGGAGUUGAGUGCAUUCCACGCACCAGAAAGCGUCGUCGCGUGGGAGGUGCUUCUACGGCCCAACAGCCUGACCAAGACUACAGCACCGAGAACAGUCGAGACGUCUCGCAGUCGGCCAGGCCAUGCAUCGAGGUUAGAGAUCCAUACCAGACCCCAUCUACAAGCCAAGCGACAACCUACAUAGGUAGAGGCCACUACAUCGCAGACGACGAUGAGAUAGAUGAGUCAAGCGCUAGGGCAUUUGAGCCGGCAAAGAUAAAGGUAGGUCCUGACGCAAGCACCCAAAGGGAAACACUAGUCCUAUGGAAAGCUUUGGACAUACCGCCUCCAGCAGCGCGUCAAAGCCUACUCAGUGCUUUCCUUGACUAUUGCAAUUUAUGGACGCCUGUUUUGGAACCCAAGGAUAUUCAGGACCUUUCGCAUUUCGACCAGGAAAAGACUUCGAUGCUCCUAGCUCAAUCACUAUGGUUGGCUGGCAGUCGAGUCACCACUGCGCCGUCGGUGGUUGCAUUUGCUUCAUCAGACGACUUCUACCACAGGGCUAAAGCAGUCUUUUGGUCUGGAGUCGAGACAGACGGAUUAUCUGCCAUCAAAGCCUCACUGAUGCUGCAAUGGUACAAUCCACAGGCUCCCGAGCAUAUCUCAUUUGACAAUAGUGGUUUCUGGCUUAAAAUUGGAGUUGGUAUUGCCCAUCAAAUUGGCCUACACAGGGAAUCCCCUCCAGGACCGUUGAGGGCAAUUCGACGGAGGUUGUGGUGGAGUUUGGUAGUACGAGACUCAUUAAUUUCUGUCGCGCACGGCAGACCAAGAGUCAUCAAUCUCGACGACAGCGACGUGCCGCCCCCGAUGGCGAGCGACUUCCCAGACUCACUAUUCGCUUUCCAGCUGUUCUCGGCGUGGGUGGAUAUCUGCACCGUACUUGGGGAUAUAUCGUCUUGUUGCAUGAGACGACACAUGUCACGAACAAAACGACUCUAUAUCGUCAACUCACUAUGUCGCUGGACAACGAAUCUACCACAGGAGCUGUGGGUUGCGCCCAGCAAUCAGCCACCACAUAGCUAUUUCGCAAACACCCACAACCUGCCCGCCCGUCAGCUGUAUCUACCGUACCUCACCAGCUUAAUAGUGCUUUCUCGAAUGCAGCACUCUGCGGGAUCCCUAUCACUGACUGCCACGUUGGCCGCAUCAUUUGUCGCCCGUAUUUUUGAGGACUUUCUGGCCAGAGAUGAGAUCAAAGUUUCGGCACCCAUCAGUGUUCGGUAUUGCCUCAUUUCAAGCAUGGCGCUAGUCUCCGUAAUGCCCGACAAGCGACUUUGGGAUGCUGUGCAGCCUGAUUUAGAGGUAUUACAACAAGCACUGACGGAACUGUCCAAGCGUUGGCGGUCAGCAAUCGGGGCUUCUAGGGCUCUUCAGAAUGCUAUUAACAAGAGACAACAACGCACUGGGAGCUCUACGUCCGGACUGAGGAUGGACAAUGAGAGUUCUCUGGAGUACUUCAAGAUGAUAGAUCUUAGUUACUGUCGCAUAUGGGGCACUCUGAGCGAGCAGCUAUCGUCGAGCCCGCUGAAGACUCAAGAACAAAUGCCCAUGUCAGAGCCGAUGCAACAACCACCUAGCGACGCUUUGGAGACAGGUCCAUUCAUUGAUGGUGGAGAGGCCUGGGACCUGGGUGCGAUUCAAUUUGAGCAUGUAGAGAACUGGAUACUUAAUGAUGGGUUCUUGUUCGACCCUUAA
Messenger RNA from Fusarium coffeatum, 3234 nucleotides. RefSeq lists its product as uncharacterized. The transcript has 7 exons. Lineage: Eukaryota; Fungi; Ascomycota; Sordariomycetes; Hypocreales; Nectriaceae. Bases 1 to 3234 code for a protein of 1077 amino acids. Gene Ontology annotation, biological process: DNA-templated transcription; transmembrane transport. Gene Ontology annotation, molecular function: transmembrane transporter activity; zinc ion binding; DNA binding. The record is from RefSeq and is a predicted model, not a curated record. Gene Ontology annotation, cellular component: membrane.